Molecule: messenger RNA, 1130 nt
Organism: Geodia barretti
Lineage: Eukaryota; Metazoa; Porifera; Demospongiae; Tetractinellida; Geodiidae
Source: the annotation of a GenBank genome assembly
CCAUCUGAGAUGGGGACGACCUCUCUACAAAGGACGCUUGUUUCAACCCCAUGCCAAUACUUAUUUGACCUCCGAGAUAGGGACGACCUCUCUACAAGGGACAAAAUCGUUGGUCCCAUAGUGUCCCUUGUUCGGAGGUUCCACUGUACUUCACUACCUCUUAGGUACAAACACAGAUGUUUAGUUUAACUUUUGUUAAUAGGAGGCGGUGGGAGGGCGGACCACCCGAAAGAGAAAGAGAGAAGAGAACGCUGGGCCAAGACCAAGAGGAAAGAAGUUUUGCAGAGGAGUACUGGACGAGGAAGGCUAUCACAGUGGCACCACUGCAGUAGUCUGUCUACUGCGACAAGACUCGCUGACCGUAGCCAAUGCUGGAGACUCAAGAUGUGUCGUCUCAUGUGCAGGUAAAGCAGUGGACAUGUCCGAAGACCACAAACCAACUGACGAACCAGAGUUGUCGCGUAUUCAGAGAGCCGGUGGUCACGUUGGAGCGGACGGGAGGGUCAACGGAGGGUUAAACCUCUCCAGGGCAAUAGGAGACCACUUCUACAAGGAGAACUCUGAGCUGUCUCUGGAGGAGCAGAUGAUCACAGCACUGCCAGAUGUACAGUCAAGAUCUCUGCAGACUGAAGACGAGUUUGUUGUACUGGCCUGCGAUGGGAUAUGGAACACUAAGUCAAGUCAGGAGGUGGUGGAUUUUGUUGGGCAGAAGUUGAGAGAGGGAGUGAGAGAGAGAGAAAUGCAGUCUCUGGGAGCUCUUCUGGAGACAGUCUGUGAGGAGCUGUGUGACGACUGUCUGGCGGCAGAUACAGACAACGAUGGGACCGGAUGUGACAAUAUGACAGCGACUAUUGUUCUUCUUUCACCUCCUUCUCCCUCCCUCCCUUCUCUCCCUCCACCAAUCUAACCACAUAACACUAUUUCACCAGUUCUUUCAUUUCACCAUUAUUUUUGCACUUUAUUCACCAGCUCUUUGUCUUCUAAAAUACAGUGUUUUGGCAUAAUAUUAGAGUAAUUAUGACUACACAGUCUGUUUUUAUGCCCAAAUUUGACGGUGUUCUAUGCGCAUGCGCGUGACCGACGUCGACGUGCAGUGCACAUCAAGUCUCUCGCGGCUUCCGAUGCAGAAC